Molecule: messenger RNA, 312 nt
Organism: Aspergillus nomiae NRRL 13137
Lineage: Eukaryota; Fungi; Ascomycota; Eurotiomycetes; Eurotiales; Aspergillaceae
Product: putative mitochondrial carrier protein
Exons: 2
Coding region: 1-312 (103 amino acids)
Cellular component (GO): mitochondrial inner membrane
Molecular function (GO): S-adenosyl-L-methionine transmembrane transporter activity
Source: RefSeq, a predicted model, not a curated record
AUGGAUAACAGUAGCCUCGACAUCUGGGUUGCCGGCGCUAUAGCAGCCGUAACCGUCGACUUCCUAGUGUACCCAAUGGACACACUCAAAACGCGCAUCCAGUCACCAAACUACAACCACCUCUACAAAGACGCAACAGGCGCUAUAAAACGAGACGUCCUCUUCCGGGGGCUAUACCAAGGUGUAUGGAGCGUCGUACUGGCUACUGUACCUUCAUGUACGUUCUUACACUACACAUCUGCCCAUACUCACUACCCCCCAUACACCCAAACAUACAAACAUACACACGCCCAUAAACCAACCCAACCCUAA